UGUCCCGCACACAGUAAACAUCACGCUCCAACUUUCGCUGGAAUACAGGAUGUGUCACCCUUCGCCGGGGCGAUGGCAUCGCAUGACAGCUAACUCUCUGCUCAUUCAACAAGAACGCCGGCAGCGCUCAAGCCGCCUUCCCGGACCGUUUCCUUCUAUGUGUUGCCAUCUCCUUUGUCACUAACUUCCUGUUUUGAAGUGUGGCGGCCAUGCUGUCAGUGGACGUCGAGGCGUGCGGAAGGCUGAAAAGACGCCGCUGCACCAUCGGCUGUUUGGAGGACAGCAAAGGUUUUUACUCAGAGAGAGCCUUGAAAGCAUGGAGCUCCUUGGAGAGCUUGGACUGCACCAAACAGGAGCCACCCACCAAAGCUGAAGGGAAAGAGCAUCACACGGUCAAAGUGAACGUUGGCGGGAAGGUUUUCCACAUUCCAAAAAAGUGCGCUAUUAACUAUCCCAACACGCGGAUCGGGUCCCUGGCCGUCUGUCAAGAUCGAGCCAAACUCCUCACCCUCUGUGACGACUACUCACACGCCAAUGACGAAUUCUUCUUUGACCGUGACCCCGCCUUCUUCCACAACAUCUGCCAUUUCUACAGCAGCGGAAUGCUUUGGAUCAUCACGGAAAUGUGCCCCAUCAGUUUCAAAGAAGAGGUGGCCUACUGGGGUCUGAACCUGAAGAACACUCAGCUGUGCUGCUGGUUGCUGUUGGAGGAGAGGGUGGAUGAGAUGAGGGAGAACAUUAAGGUGGAGAACGAGCUCAUGGCUGAGUUAGAAGUCACGUACGACGACGGGCUCUUUCAGGACAUGGCCCUGGGCGAAGUCCGAAAGAAGCUUUGGAACAUUGUGGAGAACCCGUAUUCGUCAUUUUGGGCAAAGGUGUUCACCGUCCUUUCCAAUAUCUUUGUUCUCAUCUCCAUCAUGGCCAUGACGCUCAACACCGUAGAGGAGCUUCAGAAGGAGAAGAUUUACGGGAAAAGCCUCAUGGAAUGGGUGGAGACCUUCACGAUCGUGUUCUUUGCUCUGGAAUACUUCGUCCGGCUCACCAGCACUCCGAACAUCAAGAGCUUCCUGAAGAGCGGACUCAACUUUGUGGACAUGGUGGCAGUCGUGCCUUAUUUUUUGCAGAUGGUGUUUGAGGCGUUGACCAACUCUGACGGUUGGACCACAAACCAGGACCUGGGGGCCUUGACGCAGGUCAGUCAGUUCAGCCACGUCCUCAGAGUCGUCAAGCUGUUGCGGAUAUUUCGGAUUCUGAAACUGGCUCGCCACUCCACCGGCAUGAGGGCGUUUGGCUUCACCCUGCGUCAGUGCUACCAGCAGGCCUCUUGUAUUUUGCUCUUCAUCGCCAUGGGCAUCUUCACUUUCUCUGCUCUGCUGCACUCAGCCGAGAAGGACGUCGAGGGGACGCCCAUCAGCAGCAUCCCCUACGCCUGGUGGUGGGCAGCGGUCAGCAUCUCCACCGUUGGCUACGGAGAUGUGGUUCCUGUCACAAUCUUGGGUCGAAUCGUGGCCUUUGUCUGCAUCUCCUUUGGCAUCAUACUGAACGGGAUGCCCAUCUCCUUCCUCUUCAAUAAGUUCUCCGAUUAUUACUCCAAGCUCAAGGCCCAGGAGAACAACACUGCAUCCAACCAGCGUCGGGUGAUGCUGAAGAAGCGCCUCAGGAGGAAGAUGGACUUUUGCUUCCACCCUGAAGAGGACAGCGCCAGGACCCCUUCGGAGACAUGAAAGUCUGACAAUGGAGGAGAAGCCGAAGAGGAGGACGAUGACAUGAGCAUAAGAAACAGAAUACUUGAAGACAACACUUGAGCAACAUCUGUGUAAAACUGUGGCUCUGUGGUUUGUGACUGGUUACAGAGCACUCAUGGGAGCCCUUACUGUCGCGCGUUCACAUGCAUUAUUUUGGUUUGACUGUCUACCAAAGUGUGAAUGCCAGUAUUUCGAUGAGGUUAUUGCUUACUCAGCAGAUUUAGUUUUUCCCUGUUUUAUAAAACUGAAGCACAAACCCUUGUUUUUAGAUCAUUAAAUGGCCUCUCCUCCCUCAGACACCAGAGAAGGAUGUGCUGAAAUCACAAAUCCACUUCCCUAUAGUCGCAGAGACAAAUCAUAAGUAAGUGCCCUUCAAGCGCAUCAAACCACCCAUCUUAUCUUAGUCCUCUUGUGUGGAGUUGGUUUGGUGUGUCUUCCCUGGCUGCCUCCGCCUGUGUAUUGAAAUUGUCUUUGUAAAUUUCUGUCAAUAUUUCAUCUGAUCUGAAGGUCCUGCA
Messenger RNA from Synchiropus splendidus (mandarinfish), 2260 nucleotides. RefSeq names its product potassium voltage-gated channel subfamily V member 2-like. Lineage: Eukaryota; Metazoa; Chordata; Actinopteri; Syngnathiformes; Callionymidae. The record is from RefSeq and is a predicted model, not a curated record. Gene Ontology annotation, cellular component: membrane; voltage-gated potassium channel complex. Gene Ontology annotation, molecular function: delayed rectifier potassium channel activity. The coding region runs from base 210 to 1724 and encodes 504 amino acids. Gene Ontology annotation, biological process: protein homooligomerization; potassium ion transmembrane transport. The transcript is spliced from 2 exons.